AUGGGAAAACAUAAAAAACGUACACGCAGCGAAGACAGGAAGGAGGAAACGAAGAAAUUACGGCGUGAAUUGAGAGACCUGAAAGAUUUGGUGAUGCAGUGUCUGGCAGCGAAAUCCAGAGAUGAUGCGUCCAACAGGGACGCCUACGACAGUGAUGACAGUAUCAGCGAAGAAGAUCCCCCAAGCGAUGUGGACAGUCAGGAUAUACGAGAAGAUGUGAGGGACCCAGAAGCGCCACAGACCCCUGAGACAGGGGCUAAAAAUGGAUCACCAGACCGGCCUGGAGACACAGGCAGCGCGCCAGAAACAACUUCUCAGGCUGCACCGGCUCAGCAGGAGGAUACAACAACUGGGACCAAAACUUCCACGGAAUCCGUUAGUCAGAAGAAUAAAGAGCCCGAAGGAGCCCCAAGCCUAAAUGAAGAAGUUAUAAAAAUAAUUGGCAAACCGCCGGAAACGGAGGAAGCUUGUCAAAAAAUUCAUCCGGACGUCUCAGUCCGGUGGAAUGCGUGGCUGAAAUCCGGACUAAAGAAAGAAGAAAAGGACGAACUGUUGAAAAAUUAUCCUCGAGGAGGAUCCUGUCUCUUAGAAGCGCCAAUCCUGAACCCGGAAAUAGCAUCCACCUUAAACGAAUCGGCGCCGAAGCGAGACAAGUAUUUCUGUGCUACCCAGAAACUAGCAGGAUCCAGCCUUUCAGCCCUGGCGCCGGCUAUUACCCUGCUCUUGGAGAAUGAAACAGUUGACUCGAAGACAAUUCUGACUAACAUCUGGGAUGCAGCAAAAAUUCUGGCAGAGCUUCAUCAUUCACAAUCCGUAGCUCGCCGAGCGUACAUUUUACCAAGUCUCACAAAACAGGUAGCGUCCUCGCUAGAGGAAAGGACGAGACUUAAAAAUCCAAAGUGCGAAGAAACCUGUCCCAGCCAGUUCGGGAAACUGGAGCGGCCCGUCAGCAAUUCGAAGACCGACCACCUUGACGGGCCAGAGAUUCAAAUUUCAGAAGUCGGCAAUAGCCCAGAGGAUACCAUCGAGACAGUCCAACCAGAGCAAAACGAGCCAGAUCCAGAAUCAGGCUUAUCGUCGUCGGCACUCGUACAACAGCAGCAGCACCAGCAGCAGAUCGAGGACUCAUUGAGUGACCAGCAAAUACAGGUAUCCCCUCCGGGAGAAAAAAUCCGGUCUUCCCAAGAAACCUCAGACAUCCAAAAGGAAAUAGACAGACUCCUGUCAAUCGGAGCGAUUGAGAAGUGCUGGGACACGGCUGAUCAGUUUCUAUCCAGCUAUUUUCUGAGAGAGAAACCAGAUGGCUCAAAAAGAUUUAUCCUAAAUCUACAAGAGCUAAACCUUUUCAUUAAUACCGAGCAUUUCAAAUUGGAGGAUCUCAGAUCCGCGUGCAGGUUACUAGAUCGAUACAUGUACAUGGGGUCAGUAGAUAUUAAAGACGCGUACUUUGCAAUACCGAUUCAUAAAAGCAGAAGGAAAUAUCUGAGAUUCAAAUUUCAGGGCCAAGUAUAUGAGUUUACGUGCUUACCUUUCGGUCUCUGUGAGAGCCCGUACGUAUUUACGAAACUCAUGAAACCAGUGAUGUCAUAUCUCAGGCAGAAGGGUUUUUUAUCAGUAAUUUACCUGGAUGACAUUCUAUGCCUAGAAAACUCGAUAAAGGAAUGUGAAAAAUCCCUACAAAGUACUAUUAGCUUACUUGAAAAACUUGGUUUCAUAGCUAACAGGAAAAAAUCAAACCUUUCGCCUAGUCAACACUGUAAAUAUCUCGGGUUCAUAUUAAACUCUAGAGAUAUGCUAGUAGAACUGCCGAGGGAAAAAAGAAACUCUCUUAUUGCACAGGUCGGAUCGCUAAGAAAUAAAAAGACGUGCAAAAUAAGAAAAUUUGCACAAAUAAUAGGUACGCUGGUAGCCAGCUGCCCAGGGGUUGAUUAUGGGAUGUUACACUGUAAGCUGCUAGAAAAAGCAAAACUAGAAGCCCUCGAACAUAGUAGGAUGAAUUAUGAUGCGCGUAUGGACAUUCCAGGCUAUAUAGCAGACGACUUAAAAUGGUGGCAUAACAAAUUACCGACAGCAGUCAGAAAAAUCAGAAAUUUCCAAUUCCAAAUGGAAAUUUUUUCGGACGCGAGUUUGUCGGGUUGGGGCGCUUUCUGCGGCGGCGAGGGAGCCCAUGGAAUAUGGUCUCAAGCCGAAAAAGCUUUGCAUAUCAAUCACUUAGAGAUCAAAGCAGCCUUUUUAGCUCUAAAACUAUUCGCGAAAGACCUGGUUUCCGCGGAGAUCCUACUGAGAAUAGAUAACACGACUGCAAUAGCAUACAUAAAUAAAUUAGGCGGGACAAGGUCCGAAGAUCUGCAUGACUUAGCGAGAAAAUUAUGGGACUGGUGCGAACAGAGGGACCUCUGGGUACACGCAUCCUACAUCGCAUCAAAAGACAAUGUUGAAGCAGACUCGUUAUCACGACUAUCAAACCGAGAUACGGAAUGGCAACUAGCAAAUUACGCAUUCAAAAGCGUAACUCGAAAAUUCGGUGUCCCUGAAAUCGACUUAUUCGCAUCCAACGAAAAUAAAAAGUGUGCUAUCUACUGUUCAUGGGACAGAGAUCCAAAAGCUCUCGCGAUAGACGCCUUUACAGUUAACUGGAACCCAUGGUUCUUUUACGCGUUCCCACCGUUCGCGACAAUCGCCAAAGCAAUUCAAAAAAUUAAAUCCGACAAGGCAGUAGGAAUCCUCAUAGUGCCUUUUUGGCCCAGCCAGAACUGGUUCCCAGCCUUCAAAAAGAUGGUAGUAGGCGAUUGGAUGACAUUUAAACCUAACAAUAAACUAUUAUUUUCUUCCAGCGGCACGGCACAUCCACUGAACAAAAACCUUACCCUGGUGGCCGCGAAAUUAUCCGGCAGGCGCUGUUAA
This is a messenger RNA of Neodiprion virginianus, 2904 nucleotides long. RefSeq lists its product as uncharacterized. The transcript is spliced from 4 exons. The record is from RefSeq and is a predicted model, not a curated record. NCBI's taxonomy places the organism in Eukaryota, Metazoa, Arthropoda, Insecta, Hymenoptera, Diprionidae. Bases 1 to 2904 code for a protein of 967 amino acids. Gene Ontology annotation, molecular function: nucleic acid binding.